AUGACUGGGAAAAAUCAAGAAUUAGUAGAUUGUAGAUUCUAUGAAAAUAAAUUCCCAGAACCUGAAGAAUUUGUAAUGGCACGUGUUAAAAGAAUUACGGAAGUUGGUGCUUUUGUUAGUUUACUUGAGUAUAAUGAUAUAGAAGGUAUGAUACUUAUGUCAGAACUUUCUAAACGACGUAUUCGCAGUGUUAAUAAACUUACAAGAGUUGGUAGACUUGAAGUUGUGGUAGUUUUACGUGUAGAUAAAAAUAAAGGUUAUAUUGAUUUAUCAAAGAAAAGAGUUAAUCCAGAGGAUGUUGAAAGAUGUGAAGAGAAAUUCUCCAAAAUGAAAAAGGUAUAUCAAACAGUUCGUCAUAUAGCUCAACGUGAGGGUAUAUCUGUAGAAGAAUUAAGUAAAAAAUUAAUUUGGCCUUUACAUAAAAAAUAUGGUCAUGCUUUAGAUGCUCUAAAAGAAGCUGCAAUAAAUCCAGAUGAAGUUCUUGGUGAAUUUGAUCUACCUGUAAAUAUUAAAGAAGCCUUAAUUGAAGAUAUAAAGUUCCGUUUAUCACCUCAACAAUUAAAAUUACGUGUAAGAAUUCAUGUAUGUUGUUGUGGUUAUGAUGGUAUAGAUGCAGUUCGUCAUGCUAUUAUAGCUGGACAAGAGACAGUUACUCAAGAAGGUAUUGAGAUCCAAGUAAAAUUUAUUUCUCCUCCUCAAUAUGUUAUUACUGCAGUUUCUUUAGAUAAAAAUUCAGGAAUUCAAGCUAUUGAAAAAGCAAUGAAAACAAUAAAAUCUGUUAUUGAACAAUAUAAAGGAGGAGAUUUUAAACAACAGGGUGAAAUUGAAAUUGUAGGAGGAGAUGAUGGAAGAUUUGAGGGUGAAUCUGAUGAGGUAAAUACUUCGGAAACAGAUUCAAGUGGAUCUUUUGAUGAAAAUGAUGAUGAAGAUAAUAAUGAUGAAACUAUGGUACAUAUUGAUGAUAUUGAAAUUCCCUUUAAUGAUAUUAGAAAUGAUGAUGAUAAAAAAAGAAUCUAG
Messenger RNA from Cryptosporidium muris RN66, 1017 nucleotides. Its product is annotated as eukaryotic translation initiation factor 2 alpha subunit family protein. Gene Ontology annotation, cellular component: eukaryotic 48S preinitiation complex; eukaryotic translation initiation factor 2B complex; multi-eIF complex. Gene Ontology annotation, molecular function: RNA binding; ribosome binding; translation initiation factor activity. The record is from RefSeq and is a predicted model, not a curated record. Lineage: Eukaryota; Apicomplexa; Conoidasida; Eucoccidiorida; Cryptosporidiidae. Bases 1 to 1017 code for a protein of 338 amino acids. The transcript has a single exon.